Mercenaria mercenaria is the source of this 3051-nucleotide messenger RNA. RefSeq names its product transcriptional adapter 3-B-like. The transcript is spliced from 10 exons. NCBI's taxonomy places the organism in Eukaryota, Metazoa, Mollusca, Bivalvia, Venerida, Veneridae. The record is from RefSeq and is a predicted model, not a curated record. Gene Ontology annotation, biological process: regulation of transcription by RNA polymerase II. Gene Ontology annotation, cellular component: SAGA complex. Bases 229 to 1542 code for a protein of 437 amino acids. Gene Ontology annotation, molecular function: transcription coactivator activity.
CUUGUAAAUCUGAUUUCCUUGUUUUAGUGUUGUGCUUGACGUCAUCAAUAAUUGCGUCCGGCUGAUCAGAGUUCUGUUUGUAAAAUUGCCCUGUAUUACUUCUGUUACUGCAGUUUUCUUAAAAUAGAUCAAAAAGUGAAGUUAAUCAAAAACAUUCAUGCCUUGAAGUGUUGAAGUGAUGCCCUAGUUUACAUUGGUUACAACAGAUCCCUUUGCAGAAAGAACACAAUGAAGGGCAAAGGGAAGGGAGCUCAGGACAAAGAAUGCCCACUUAUGUUUCCUGACUUGGAACCAGUUGAUCAUGUGAAACAGUGUCCGAGAUAUACAGCUAUUUUGUCUCGAGGGGAGGGAGAAACUGUUGGUUUGGAAGAAUUAGAUGUUAUACAGGCAGAUUUAGAGACACUGUUAGCAAAUGCUGGAAAACGACUCAAAGUGUUGGAAAAUGAGAUGCAGUUGCUGACAAACUGGCAGGAAAAAUCAGGAGAAAUUAAACCAGUGGGAAAAGUUAAAGGAGGAAAAGUGCAACCUGAAACUCCAAGUAAACGAAGUAAAGCAGCUGAAGAUAAACCCAGCAAGAAGUUCAAAGAAACAAGUGGGAAAGCCUCGACUGUCCUGUCAGGGGGUAAAUUGAAGACUAAACUGUCACAGGUCAAACCACCAGAUCAUGUUGAUCAUCUAGAACCAAACCCUAUUGAAAUACCCAAACUUCCCAAGAACAAUGCUGUGAACAAAUUCUGGACAUCAGUAGAGCCCUACUGUGCCGAUAUAUCAAAUGAUGACAUUAAGUUUCUUGAAGAACUCAUUAGAUCUCACGAGGAUGAUUCAGAAUAUUUUAAGGUUCCAUCUCUAGGCAUGCAUUAUACAGAGAAAUGGGCAGAGGAAGAUUUGAUUGAGGAACAAAAACAAGGUUCAAAGAUAAGUGACAAACGGAAUGGAGUGGCAGAUACAAAUGGAGCAACAACAUUACUAAAGACAGCAGAAGCUGGACUACAUGAUGAGUCUCCAUUUGGACCUCUGACACAGAGACUCGUGUCUGCCCUUAUAGAAGAGAACAUCAUGACCCCAAUUGAUGAUGAGAUGGAUGAUGUAUAUCCGGAAGAUGAAUCUCUGAAUGAGUCUGCAGCUAUUUCACCAAAGGAAUUGGCCAAACAGCUGAACCUUGGUAAUCCGUCCCACCUUGAGAAGAGGAUAAAAAGAGAAUUAGAAGAACAAGGUAUUUUAGACUUUGAAGAGGAUGAUGAAGAUGAUGAGAAUGAUGAAAUACUGCGUGAACUCCGAGCCAAGCAGGCAGAAUUGAAGGUCAUUUGUCAACACAAUAUUAUGUCAACAAAGAGAUUAUACAAAUUGGCAAAGGAAGAAAUGGCCAAACAAGAACUAAAACGGAAGUUGGCUGUAUCUGAUUCAGAGGUCAUGGAUGCUUAUCGGAAGGUACAGCUAACAAAGCAGAAGAAGAAAACACCAACAAAGAAGGAACGUGAUGCAGUGAUAAAAGCACUGAAAGACAGGGAACUGCUUAUGAAGCAGAUUGAUAUCAAUGUGUAGGGAUAUAACUGGACCUAUAGUGUAGAUAAAAUAGCAUCAUGGGAAAAGGUGUCAUAUUGAAGCUUUCAAAAAUGUUUUGGUGAGAAAUCUUGUUUUCUGUAAUUAUCAGAGUGCAAGAUUCCUUAUGGAGAAGUUGGUAGCUGAUCAGAAUGACAUUUAAUAAUGAAAAAGUGAGAGACAAGUUUCUGAUGGUGAGAAUUACACUUUUAUAGAGUAAUACAGGUAGUUUAUAUUGAGUAUUUAUAAGUCACAAGUCUAAAACUUUUUCUCUAGAUGUUGAAAGCAGGAGCAGUUUUUGAAAGAGUAGAAAUGACUGGAGUAGAAAAUGUUAAAAGACUAGGUUGCCUUCACCAAUAUGGGUUCGAAAUACUGUUUUGGGUAUACAGUCCUUCAUGUGAGGAAACCAUCCAGUUUGGUAAUCCAAGGUCAUUGGAUCUACAGAUAUUCUUGCCUCUAAUUGAAAUAACGCCUGUGGAUGCACCUGGUGUCUUCCUCCAUUGUCAGAAGCUGGAGAAAUGGUCACAUGACCUUAGAUUUUGUUAGUGUGACUCUUAACCCAACAAAAACAAAGAAAGAAAGUCUAAAAACUGCCCGCCGUUACAUGACUGAAAUACUGUUGAAAAACGGCGUUAAACCCAAAACAAACAAAAACAAAAUCAUCAGCAUUGUUGCCUGUGUCAGUAUCAUCACUAGCUACAUCUUCACUGUCUUCUUGCUAACUUUGUGUCUCAACUGGUAAUUUCUAUAUCUUUACCAGUGGCAUUCUCAGCAUCCUCAUAAUUAUAAAUAUCAUAAUCAUUAUGGUCAGUAUCAUGACCUUCAUGAUCACUAUUUAUAACCAUCAUCAUCAUCAUUAUUAUGAACUGCAUAAAUACUGUAUAUAUUAUUUGUUUCAUCUACAUAGUCAGUAUCAUCAUUAUGAACAACUGUUCCAUCAUCACCUUCCCAUCAUGAAGAACUACUGACAUGUUAUCAGUAUUGGGAUAGUGGUAAUGGUUCUUGUCUUUCCCGAGACUGCAUUGGCAGAAGAAAGGAAAGACUACUGUGAUGUAUGAAUUAUUUUGAAUGUCCUCUAAUAGAUUUCAGUAGAGUUUGGUUGCUUGGCUACACAUCUUAAAACAGAUAAACCUAUAAUUUAGAUUGAUUUUGCUGACCUUUACUUUUUCAGUGGUUCUGCUCAGCUGUUAAAUUUAACAGAAACACAGAAAAUGCUUUAUAAAUUUUCAUCAUUGUUAUAUGAGUAAUAUUUGAAUUAAAUUCUUUUAGUGUCUGUCAAACUGUUCACCUUCUUUCAGCGGAAACUAAAAAUAACAAAAAAACUUGGCAGACAUCAAGAUUUUGAUUGACUCAGAUUGUAUAAAAUACUUACGUGCCCCUUUUGCCAAGUAAUGAACUGAAAUUCAGGUGAACGAUUUUAAUAGGGCCAUUAGACCCUCUUGUUGAAUUAUUGUGUUCAUACUUUUGUACAUUUUCAAUUAAAUGUGGUAGAGAUAAUAAAUUUUAAGCAAA